GGACCACAUAACUGAAAUGAAUAUUGUAUAAAUAAUAGGGUGACCAGCCUAUCCAAAACCAGUGAUUUGUCCCAGUUUCACACUAGAAAUGUCCCAGAUGUCUGUAUUUUUGACCAGUUUGAUAUGCACCAUCACUAAUGAGGGUCAUGUCAUUUGUUUAGUCAAUAUACAUAAAACUGUGCGUAAGUUACCAGAAACAAAAAAAAAUUACUCUAUUGCACUGAUAGAAGUCUCCCUGGAUAAUACAGAUUCAGGUGAGUGCCUAAUAAUAUUUUUUAUUGCAUACUUUUUCAGUUUUAUUAUCAUAAAUCACCCCGAGCUUGGUGUCUCAGUUUUAAUGUUUUAAAAUCGGGUUACCCUGCUAAAUUAUAUAUAUAUAUAGUCUUCUAAUAGUAUAUGCUCUUGAUUAUGCAUUUAUAACAUGUUUUUAGAGAGAAAGUUAGAAAUAUACCCUAUUGAUCCUCAGGGAAAGUCAAGUUCAUAUUAUAACUUUCAAAUUCAUAUAGAAGUUCUGUAGAUAAUGCAUAAAUAAAUUAAUUAAAUGGUAAAAGUACACUUCGAUGGGUUGAAGUAAGGGUUUCAAAAUAAAACGGCGCUUUUACUUUGAAAGGACCCACCCGCCUCACUCUACUUCCGCCGCGCGUCGUGAGUUCACGCACGGUGACGCUCGCCGUAAAUCUCGCAGACGCUCCUUCUGAAGCGACCAGAAAUUACCCGGAGAGGAGCGGAGGAAUAACGGACUACAGUGAACCCUUCCCCGGGCAACACAUCAGCUUUUACCCCCGGUGAUCAGCUUCGGGGAGCGGGGGAGAGGAGCGAGAAACGAGCGGAGGAAGAACAGACUCCAUCCCAGAGCGUUGUAGGUGUAGUGCAUUCUUUCCGUCCAUGGCGUCGUCCAGGUGACCUCUGGUGAACCACAAACCCUCAACACGGCUGCGAUGGGGGAGAACUAUAUGUACCAGCGGCUGCCCUUCAACAGAGCGGAGGAGGAAGAGGAUGCUGAGGAGGAUGAAGAGGAGAGAGGGAGGAGGAUGAGAGAAGGCACGGGCAGCGGACAAAUGAUGCAGUGUGAGGAGGGGACUGAGUGGCUGUUGGAGCUGCUCACUGAUGUCCAGCUGCAGCAGUAUUUCCUCCGGAUCCGAGACGAGCUCAACGUCACCAGACUGUCCCACUUCGACUAUGUGAAGAACGAAGACCUGGAGAAGAUCGGCAUGGGGCGUCCCGGCCAGAGGAGGCUGUGGGAGGCGGUGAAGAGACGAAGAGCCCUCUACAAACGGAAGUCCUGGAUGAGCAAGGUGUUCCCAGUGAAGAGGCCGGACUCAGACCCCCAGCAGCCCAGUGUACAGGGGGCCUCGGGGGGGUCAGGCCCAGGCAGCAGCAGCAGUGAGGGGGGGGCCUCUCUCACCUGCCUCAUCAGAGAACCAGAGCUGCAGCUGUUUGAGAGGCUCGGGGACGGGACCUUUGGGGUGGUCAGGAGGGGCGAGUGGACUGCACCCAACGGGAGAGUGCUGUCAGUGGCUGUGAAGUGUCUGAAGGCCGGUGUUUUGGAUUCAGACGGGCUGGACGAUUUUAUCAGAGAAGUGAACGCCAUGCACUCCCUCAACCACCAAAACCUUAUCCGCCUCCACGGCAUUGUACUCACACAGCCAAUGAAAAUGGUGACCGAGCUCGCACCCUUGGGAUCCCUGUUGGACCGUCUCCGAAAACGCCAGGGCCACAUCCUGAUCUUGUCCCUGUGUAAUUACGCUGUUCAGGUGGCGUGUGGUAUGGCCUAUCUGGAGUCUAAGCGUUUCCUGCACAGAGACCUGGCCGCUCGUAACGUUCUUCUGUCGACAAACGAAACCGUGAAGAUCGGAGACUUUGGUUUAAUGAGAGCUUUGCCCACUCACACAGAUCAGUACAUCAUGGAGGAGGGACACAAGAUACCCUUCCCCUGGUGUGCUCCCGAAUCUCUUAAAUCUCGUACCUUCUCCCAUGCCUCUGACACCUGGAUGUUUGGAGUAACUCUGUGGGAGAUGUUCACCCACGGACAGGAGCCAUGGCUGGGACUCAACGGAAGCCAGAUUCUCCAUAAGGUGGACGUGGAGGCGGAGCGUCUGUCCAAACCGGACGACUGCCCUCAGGACAUUUAUAACGUGAUGCUGCAGUGCUGGAGCCCAAAGCCCGAGGACAGACCCACCUUCAUUGCUCUCAGAGACUUCCUGCUCGAGACGAUGCCCACGGACAUGAGAGCCCUGCAGGACUUCGAGGAGGACGACAAGCUGCAGAUCAAAAUGAACGACGUCAUCACAAUCAUCGAGGGGAGAGCGGAGCAUUACUGGUGGCGUGGUCAGAACCGCCGUACUCUUCAUGUGGGGCAGUUUCCUCGUCAUGUGGUCACUUCGGUGGCGGGUCUGUCAGCGCAGGACAUCAGCCGCCCACUCAAACACUCUUUCAUCCACACGGGACACGGAGACACAGACCCACACAGGAGCUGGGGCUUCGCUGACCGCAUAGACAGUUUGUAUUUAGGAAAUCCAAUGGAUCCUCCUGAUAUUCUUGGAUCAACUCCAGCUGAAGCAAGGCCAACCAAACUUCCCAACCGUGCCAAAAAACAACCUCCACCUCGGCCUCCUCAGCCUGCCAUUCUGCUAAAGAAGCCAUUUUAUGACUCCGUGUUGGACGAUUACGACGAUGAGGAGGACACCAGCGCUUCGUCCGGUCUGAAGAAGCUGGGGGUGUCUUUGGGUCUCAAGCUCCGGCCGUGGGAGGGCGGAGUCCGAUCGGCCAAAAGCGAAGUGUCUCUCAUCGACUUCACGGACGACAGCUUCAGCUCCACCACCCCCUCCCCCCUCUCCGAGCAGCACCCGAGGGACGACGAUACGCUCAAGGACACUCCUUCCAUCUUGGACUGGCCUCUGCCCCAGCCGGCCUACGAUGAGGUGGCUGUAGAGGCCGAGGACCAGUCUGAGGACCAGGAAGUGAGGUCCAUCAACAAGAGCCAGACUGAAGACCCCUCAGUGGGGACGGGGGCUGGAGCUGGAGCUGGAGGAGUGGAAAUGAAACCAACAUCAAGAAAUGAAACCCAAUCUGCAGAUCUAUUCCAGGAAUUACAGAGAGAGGUGAUGGUGAAGCUGCAGGUUCCCAUGACGACGCAGGUUCCCAUGACGACGGGCCGUUCCCUCCCCUCCUCCCCCCUCCCUCUGUUACCCCUGACCCCCCUCACCCCUCACAGACAGAUCUACCUCCCGUCCACCUCCCCGUCCUCCAGCUCCUCCUUCACCGCCUGUUUAGAAGAACUACAACAACAGCAGCAGCAACAACACCAAAAACAACCUCCACAGCGCCCCCUGCUGCCGCCCCGAAGCCCUGCCCCUCCUCUGCGCCACUCCAAAUACAGCCCCUCCCAAAAAUCCAGCCAAUCACAGGCGCGCUCCAGCUCUAUCUCCCUGGGCAACGAGGAAGACACGCCUCCGCAGAUUCCGCCUCGGGACCACACGGCGUUUUCGCAACCGGCCUCGCGCUCCUCCUCUCCGCUGCCGUUGGUUCCCAUAGCGAUACCUCCCCCGCCCCAGUCCGUAUCUCCGCGUAGGACGGCAGGACUACUGGGACCGCUCGUAUCCACGAACUCCCCUCCCUCGUCCGCUUCUCCUCAAGGAAGCUCGUCCCAAAAUUCGAAAAUGGCCACUCCUAUGUCCACGUACUCGUCCACGUCACUGCUGGAUCCGCUCGUGUGUCGGGAUGGGCGGGGCUUCUCUUUGAUUGACAGUUCGCAAACCACGCCCCCAGCUCCUUUGCCAGAGCGUCCAGCAUUUCUGGAAAGAUAUGGAGCAGCUAACAUGGCCGCAGUCAAACCUAUAGUCCAGCAGCCUCCUCCUAAACCAAACUCCUCCUACAACAACAACAACGGAAGAACUACAAAUCCGAGCAUGCUUCCUGAGCAGAGCAUCGCAAAGGUUCAUGGAGAGGUUCACGGUGUCACACUAGAGGAGUGCCGAGCUGCUCUUAUCACUCACAACUGGAGCAUCCCUCAGGCCAUAAACCAUCUGAAGGUGGAGCAGUUGUUCCGUCUUGGUCUCAGGUCCAGAGGAGACUGUGAGGAGCUGCUGCAGAGCUGUCAGUGGAACCUGGAGCGGGCCAGUACUCUCAUGCUCCACACAUACGGACCCCACAACAAGCCAUGAGAUGAAGACAAACAAAGACAGACUGAAUUUUAGUUUACUGAUCAUUUCUUAAAGAAGACUGAACCCUGGAUGGACUCUGCUGUGAAACUGGGACCCCAGACUUGACCCGUACUUACCCAAUGGAACAAACUUACCCUAUUUAUUUACAAUGUACAUGUUUGUUGCUGCUGGUAGCUCCUGCUGUUUCUAAAGUGAGUAUUACUUGAGCUUUGAUAAUGCAAUCAUAUCCAGGCAUGUGUCUAUACAAACAUUUGCCAUUGCUUUUAGUGGAGCAACGUUUUAUCAGGGACAUUUCACAUAGUGAUGAAGUAUGUGGCUAAACUAGGCUUUUGUGACAAUGUACCUGCAAUACAAAGUUGUUCUGUAUAAAAUUAUGGUUAUGGAAGUUCAUAUUUUUGGGGGAAAUCUGAAAUAUGUUAAAAGACUGCUGGACAGGUCUAGUUCUGUUGAGAUGUUUAUAUCAUGUCUUAAGAAAGCUUAUUGAAAUGCCAUAUGUAUAUCAUGUUAUUUAAUAUGCCAAAACAACGUGCAAUAAAUAAUUCCCUUGUUAUACUUAUGGAGUGUAAGUUGACAAAAUUUAAAAUGUAAACUUAAUUGAGAAACAUGUGAAGUGCAUUCUUCUAUUUUUAUUAGUGUAUUUGUUUUUCAGAUAAUACAUUUCCUCAUAAUAGAGAAAACAGAAUACAGUGUGACUGGGAAGGGAAAGACUCAAAACUUUCCUGUACUUAAUUAGUCCUUAAAGGUGCAUCUUUUCUGGUGGAGGGUACCUGCUGGUCUUCAUGUAGCUGUUAUUGCUUUAGAGGAUUGUUUCCCAAAAACUAGGCCACAAGAGAAUUUUUUUUGGGUCGCCUUGUCACGAUCUAGCCAGGCUAGCGCCACCUAGUGCCUCCGCUCCAUUUCAUUUCUCUCCAGCGACUAGGUCAGGAAUCAGAAUACACUAGACGGUUGGCAAAAACCCCCGAAGUGCGAGUCCGGGCACCAGCCACUCAGUGAAGAGACAUAUAUUCUGUGUUGGCAACGAUUCUCGAGAUCGAGGAUUUAAAGCCGGAACAAAGAGAAUGUUUGGUGAAUAUUAUCAAGGGGAAAGACGUUAUUACCCUUCUUCCUGCGGGAUUAGGGAAAAGCUUAAUAUACCAGUUCACCCUGUUAGUGGCGCAUUACAUACGUCACAACCAAAUAGCAGCGACUGGUUAAAUAAAAAAAAGUACCCGCUUACUGUCGAGCAAAUGAAUCGUAAAGCUGCGAGGUCAGACGGUUUCCACGAAGUGAACGAUCUGCAUGUAGGUCGGCAAUAUACAGUUCUGACACAUGUUGAACUGUUAAGACCUGUUUUGUAUAAUUUCUAAUCUUUUUAAUUAUUUUAAUGACUAUUUUGUUCCAAUAUUGCUGGUUCAAUUGAAUGUUGAAAAGAAAAAGAAAUGGGCUACAUUUAAAGUCCAAAUAGGCGACUUAUGGAUCCUUUAAGUUUAAAACUUGAAUAAUACUAAUUGUUCAGAGAGACACAAUCACUCAGUCAACAAUAAAAUAUCAUCAAUAAUGUUCAAUAAUGUUCAAAUCCACCUUUAUUUUGUGAUUUAUGAAUAAUGUCUAUUGACUUGGGUUGUGAAGGUUUGUGACUUUUAAAAUAUGGGUCCCCAGAAGAAAGUUUUGGAAAUACUGCAUUAGAGAUCAAACCUAAUUAUUAUACUUUUAUAAAUACAAUAAAUGCUACAUAGAUGUGUUUAAUGUCAUGCCAUGGAAGAUUCCAGGCAAAGCAAGAACAUCUCCAUGGAGACAAGCAGGUGACGGACCCUUAUAAAUGCUGUUUUCAGUCUCUGCAGAUACUUAAAGCUGUAGUAUCGAAUUGGUAUUGUAACUCAGUUCUGCACACUUAAAGAUAAAUACAGCUUUGUGGGUUUUUUUUUCAAUAACUUAAAAUUACUGUGACUAUGUAUGCAAUAUAAAUUAGCCUAAAAUUUCACGUUUUGAUUUUCAGCCCUACAUGACUGAAAUAUAUUGCCCUAUAGUUACACCACGUGCUUCACUUUAACAAAGAAAACUGGAUAAUCAUAUUUACUGUAAUGUCUGCUAUGCAUCUGAGUGAACCUGGGUCUAUAAAGGACUUGUACUUGUACUUGAAACGCAAAGGUAUUUUUAUGUUGUAUGUAUUAAGACUUGACAAUAAUGAUGUAAUAUGGUGAGGCUUAGGUAUUUUAUAUUCACACUGUACUGGCCACAUUUUGUAUUAUUAUUUUUUACUUUCCUUUUAUGGAUUUUAUGUAUGCUACUGAGCUGUUCUAUGGUAUGUUA
Molecule: messenger RNA, 6452 nt
Organism: Boleophthalmus pectinirostris (great blue-spotted mudskipper)
Lineage: Eukaryota; Metazoa; Chordata; Actinopteri; Gobiiformes; Gobiidae
Gene: tnk2a
Product: tyrosine kinase, non-receptor, 2a
Exons: 22
Coding region: 939-4163 (1074 amino acids)
Biological process (GO): signal transduction; protein phosphorylation
Molecular function (GO): ATP binding; protein binding; protein serine/threonine/tyrosine kinase activity
Source: RefSeq, a predicted model, not a curated record